Messenger RNA from Zonotrichia leucophrys gambelii, 2857 nucleotides. RefSeq names its product peroxisomal biogenesis factor 11 beta (gene PEX11B). Gene Ontology annotation, biological process: peroxisome fission. The transcript has 4 exons. Gene Ontology annotation, cellular component: peroxisomal membrane. The coding region runs from base 81 to 824 and encodes 247 amino acids. The record is from RefSeq and is a predicted model, not a curated record. NCBI's taxonomy places the organism in Eukaryota, Metazoa, Chordata, Aves, Passeriformes, Passerellidae.
CCGCGCUCCGCCAAUAGGAAGGAGCCGCGGCCGUGACGGAAGUGACGCCGCCGUACCGGGCUCGGUACCGGGCCCGCGCCAUGGAGGCCUGGGUGCGCUUCAGCGCCCAGAGCCAGGCCCGGGAGCGCCUCCUCAGGGCCGCCCAGUACGCCUGUGUGUUGGCCGGGGCCGCGCUGAGCCGCUCCGGGGGCAGCUCCGGGACCCUGAGCCGGCUGCAACAGCUGGAGGCGCACCUGAGCCUGGGCCGCAAGCUGCUGCGUUUGGGGGGCUCGGCCGAGGCCCUGGGGGGCGCCCAGCGCUCGCUGCACCUCCCUGACCCCGUGCUGCGCUUCUGCCUCACCCUGUCCCACCUGAACCGCGCUCUGUUCCUGGCCUGUGACAACGUCCUGUGGGCCGGGAAAAGCGGGGUCCUGCCCGGCCUGGCCAUGGAGAAAUGGAGCCAGAGGUCCUUCAGGUAUUACCUGUUUACCCUGGUGGUGAACCUGAGCCGGGACGCCUACGAGCUGCGGCUGCUGCUGGAGCGCGCCGGGGCCGCCCGCAAGCGCGGCCGCAGCUGCGAGAGCCCCGCCCAGCCCCUGGGGCAGGGCCGGCUGCAGCAGCUGCGGCUGCAGCUGCAGCUCCAGCUGCACCUCCUGCUGCAGGUGCUGCGGGACAACCCCCCCCUGCUGCUGGACCUGCUGCGCAAUGCCUGCGACCUGGUGAUCCCGCUGGAGAGGCUGGGGCUGUGCAGGAGCAGCCCGGCCGUGGUGGGGUUGUGUGGGCUCAGCUCGUCGCUGCUCUCCAUCAUCACCAUCCUGCACCCCUGGCUCAAGCUGAAACCGUAGUUUUCUUGGGAAUUUUUGGGAUUUUGGGGGGUUUUGGCACCUCUGGAAGUGACUGGUUGGUGCCAUUCCCAUCAUUCUGACUCUUUGGAGCCAUGAGGUUCCAGCAUUCGAUGCAGCAUUGGAUCCCACAGGGACAUCAGCUCCCCAAAAUGUGUUUUUUCCCAUUGAUUUUUACAGCAAUUUUAGGGGUUCAAUGUUCCCCCUUUCUGUCUGGGAAGAGCCUUUCAUAUGGAUCCAGCUAAUGGGAAUAUUUGGGGUUGGAAAAUGUGGGAUUUUGGGGCUGGAAAAUGUGGAUUUGGGGUUGGAAAGUGUGGGGUUCUGUGGGCUCAGCUCCUCUGUGCUCUCCAUCAUCACCAUCCUGCACCCCUGGCUCAAGCUGAAACCAUAGUUUUCUUGGGAAUUUUUGGGAUUUUGGGGAGUUUUGGCACCUCUGGAAGUGCCAUUCCCUUCAUUCCUGACUCUUUGGAGUGACAGAGUUCCAGCAUUGGAUCCCACAAAGGACAUCAACUCUCAAAAUGUGGUUUUUCCCAUUGACUUUUCGAGCAAUUAUAGGGAAAAAAUGGGGGUUUAAUGUUCCCCCUUUCUGUCUGGGAAGAGCCUUUCAUAUGGAGCAACUAACAGGGAAUAUUUGGGGUUGGAAAAUGUGGGGUUCUGUGGGCUCAGCUCAUCCCUGCUCUCCAUCAUCACCAUCCUGCACCCCUGGCUCAAGCUGAAACCGUAGUUUUCUUGGGAAUUUUUGGGAUUUUGGGGGGUUUUGGCACCUCUGGAAGUGACUGGUUGGUGCCAUUCCCUUCAUUCCUGACUCUUUGGAGUGACAGCAUUGGAUCCCACAGGGACAUCAGCUCCCCAAAAUGUGUUUUUUUCUUAUUGACUUUUAAGGAAAAAUAGGGGUUCAAAAUUCCCCCUUUCUGUGUGGGAAGAGCCUUUCAUAUGGAGCGACUAACAGGGAAUAUUUGGGGUUGAAAAAUGUGGGAUUUUGGGGCUGGAAAAUGUGGAUUUGGGGUUGGAAAAUGUGGGGUUGUGUGGGCUCAGCUCAUCCCUGCUCUCCAUCAUCACCAUCCUGCACCCCUGGCUCAAGCUGAAACCGUAGUUUUCUUGGGAAUUUUUGGGAUUUUGGGGGGUUUUGGCACCUCUGGAAGUGCCAUUCCCUUCAUUCCUGACUCUUUGGAGCCACAAAGUUCCAGCAUUGGAUCCCACAAAGGACAUCAACUCUCAAAAUGUGGUUUUUUCCUAUUGACUUUUCCAGGGAUUUUAGGGAAAAAAAUAGGGGUUAAACAUUCCCCCUUUCUGUCUGGGAAGAGCCUUUCAUAUGGACUGACCAACAGGGAAUAUUUGAGGUUGAAAAAUGUGGGAUUUUGGGGCUGGAAAAUGUGGAAUUUGGGGCUGGAAAAUGAGGAUUUCUGGGGGUUUCUCAUGUUUUUUUUUUGGGGGGGUGAAGCCAUGGUUUUGGGGUGAUUCUGGUGCCAGAUAAUGAAUCCAACCCCAAAUUGUUUGGAUAAUUUUUUCCUGCCUUAUAAAAAAAAAAAAAAUAAAAAAAAUCUGAGUGCAGGGAGAGGAGAAUGGGAAAAAAACAGGUGUCAGGGAUAAAUCCAUGGCUUUGGGGGCUCCAAAUUAUUAAAUUCCAGAGGCAGAUUGUCCUGGGGGGAGCAGGAAUAGGUUUUGAAGGAUUUUUGGGAGCUCCAAAUUAAAUUCCAGAGUCAGAUUGUCCUUGGAUCUGUCCCUGGGUAAGCAGGAAUUUUUGGGAUAUUCUUAAAUUCCAGAAGCAGAUCGUCCUUGGGGAGAGCAGGAAUGUCUUGAAGGUUUUCUUUGGGAACUCCAAAUUAUUAAAUUCCAGAUUUUCCUUGGAAGAUCAGGAAUAUCUCGAAGGAUUUUUGGGAGCCCCAUCCUGAACUCCUGGGCCCACCUGGGCUGUGCCAAAGGCUUUGGAGCAGAUGUGAAUCCCGGUGGGAAUUGGGUGGGGAUCCCACGUCUCAGUGUAAUUAAUUAAUGAAUAAUUUAAUUAUUAAAGUGCAGCAAACACUGCCUCAAACAUU